AUGAGGAUGUUGUUAUAUUGUUUCGUAUUCUUCUUCUUGCUCAUCCAUUCUCAACUUUCCAUUUCAUCAUCUUCGUCUUCUCCUGACCAUGCACCCCAAUGCCAUCCUCAUGAAAGCUCUGCCCUUCUCCAACUCAAGACCUCAUUCAAAUUUAUUAGCCCAUACGAUGAUGAAACUCCAGUAACAGCCGUCUGGCAUAAGAAAACUAAUUGUUGCACGUGGGACAGAAUCACGUGUGACAACGUUACAGGCCAUGUAAUCGGUUUGGAUUUGUUUGGUUGCAGCCUUCAAGGCACUAUCAGUUCCAACAGCACUCUCUUCAAACUCCACCAUCUCCAGGUGCUUUAUCUUUCUUAUAAUGAUUUUAGAGGCUCCCUUAUUUUACCAGAGUUUGGCAAAUUCAAGAAUAUGACCUCUCUUGAUCUGUGCAACUCCAACUUCAGCGGUCAUGUCCCUUUAGAGAUAUCCCAUCUUUCCAAAUUGGUUGAACUCAGACUUGGUGGGUAUUUGGGGUAUAAAGUCAUGAUAGGGGAAAAUACCUUUAAAGCACUUUCUCAAAACUUAUCCAACUUGACAAGUUUCCACCUAGUUGGUAUUGAUUUGUCUUCUCUCUCACCAGUAAUCUCUUUCAAAAAUUUCUCCUCUUUAAUCUAUAUAGAUCUCGACAAUUGUAAGUUGAGUAGGAAGCUACUUGAGAGUAUUUUUGAGUUGUCGAAUCUCACCGUUCUUUAUUUAGAAGAUAAUGAAGCACCAAAUGUCUCUCUCCCAACAUCUAAUAGGAGUAGUGCACUUAACCGUUUAACUCUCCGUAAUAACACCUUCUCCAUUGACUUACCUCUUUUAUUGAAAGAUAUCCCAAAAUCUUUAUCUUCUUUGCAAUUAAGUUUCAGUAACUUAGUUGGUCCACUUCCGGACAACAUUCAAUUUUAUGACUCGUCAAACCAUCUCGUGCAUAGUGCUCCAAAUUUCACUGUUUUGAUUUUAUCAAACAACUUACUCAACGGGACAAUACCAACAUGGAUAUAUGCCUUGCCGUAUUUGGAGUAUUUAGACCUCAGCGACAACCAAUUUACUGGGGAGAUAAUUCGUGAUUUUGAAACUACUUCAUUCGGUGAAACUGUGUUUUUGGGCAUCACUCCAAGAUCCACAUUUCAAAGUCAAAACCUCCGACAUUUGGAUCUCUCAUCAAAUAAGUUCAGUGGUACUUUGGAAUUGGAAAAGCUUUUAAUUUCCAAAAGGUUAGCAUAUCUUGACCUUUCCUCUAAUAAUAUUUCAGUAACUUUUGGAAACACCAAAAACUAUAGUUUGGAUAAUCUUGAGGAAUUACAUCUGUCUUCUUGCAACAUUACUGAGUUCCCACACAUUUUAAAAUCUUCAAAAAUAUUAUCUACCUUAGAUCUCUCCCAUAAUCAAAUUCAAGGAAGUGUUCCUAAAUGGUUAUGGGAGGUGGGAAAGAAUUCUCUCGACACAUUGGAUCUCUCUCACAAUUUUUUAACAUAUAUAGAGCCUCUUCCAUGA
Molecule: messenger RNA, 1518 nt
Organism: Humulus lupulus (European hop)
Lineage: Eukaryota; Viridiplantae; Streptophyta; Magnoliopsida; Rosales; Cannabaceae
Product: receptor-like protein 6
Exons: 1
Coding region: 1-1518 (505 amino acids)
Molecular function (GO): protein binding
Source: RefSeq, a predicted model, not a curated record